This is a messenger RNA of Hydra vulgaris (swiftwater hydra), 1119 nucleotides long. The record is from RefSeq and is a predicted model, not a curated record. NCBI's taxonomy places the organism in Eukaryota, Metazoa, Cnidaria, Hydrozoa, Anthoathecata, Hydridae.
AUUUGAUUAAUUGCUUAUUAUAAAAAUAAGUAUUUAUAUUUAGAAUGGAUGCAGGUGUGAUUAUCUUGAGUUAGCCGAACUCACAGUAAUGGUGCUAUCUGGAGAUGUGCAGUACAGACUCCGAAAACCUGGACCUGUAAGUCAUGCCCGGUUUUUGAUGAAAGGAAUAUACUUUAUGAAGAUGUUCUUUCUAUUGGAUAACAUUCCCAAUCUCAAGGCCCAUGAGAAAAAAGAAAUCAAAGAUAUGGCCUUCUUCACUGCAGUGUUUUACACUGAAUGGUUUCUCAGGGCGGAAAUUCCAACAGUUGCUCCCUCUCAGGAUAUGAAAGCUCUGUGGCAGAUGAUAAGGUACUCUGAUGUCAAACCUGAGCAGGCAAAAUCUGUUAUUGACUCACUGAAGAGACACACCUGGUACAUUGAUCCUACCGCUGUUGUAAUGGCUUUAGCUGAUGAGGAGGUCCAUGACCGUGGCAAGAUUGCUAAGAAGCUGUAUUCCAUGCCUGAGAAUUAUGUUGUACAAAGGCAGCAGGUGGAUUUUGAAUUGCUAAACAAUCUGGAUUUUUGUCAGGAUAAUCCUCCUAGCUUGGUUUCACUGAUAAAUGAACAGAGUUGGUUCAUAUUUCAUCUCUUGAACCAUGGGAAGGCAGAGUUACAGUGGUUAAAGACUCCUGUUGAGACAUGGAAACUGAAUGAUUAUUAUCUGGAGUUUGAACAUUUUGUCAAAAAUUUGGAAGUAGUUAAUGAUUGCAGUGAGAGAGCUGUGAAACUCGUUCAGGAGCUGAUCAACAAAUUCCACAAGGAGAAGAAGAGACAGAACACUUUCCUUGUAGCUAAUAAGUUUAAGAGUGGAAGAAAGAGGAAGAAGAAAACUGAUUUUGAAAAUGUUUCUCUCUAAAUAUUUGUGCUUUAUUUUUUAUGUUCUGGUACUUUAUUUUUUUAUGUUUUGGCAUUAUUGAAAGAUAACAAAUGCUAAACGUCAAAUAUUGAGAAACAAGUCCGACUGUAAACACUGAAGGCGCUGAAAAAGACCUUAUCAAAAAACAAAAAAAGGCAAAAAAUCAACAUUUUCAAAAAAUGUAGUUGUUUAAUUGACCCAUUAUUCAAACAAAUAAAGCUUAA